Messenger RNA from Carica papaya (papaya), 5591 nucleotides. Lineage: Eukaryota; Viridiplantae; Streptophyta; Magnoliopsida; Brassicales; Caricaceae. The record is from RefSeq and is a predicted model, not a curated record.
AUAUUGUGGUUGCUAUAGAAGUUCUUCUUCUGCUUUGAACAGAUAUGGAUGCUAAAGUCAAACAAAUGAUCAAGCUCAUUGAAGAAGAUGCAGAUUCCUUUGCUAGGAGGGCAGAGAUGUAUUAUAAGAAACGACCUGAGCUUAUGAAAUUGGUUGAAGAGUUUUAUCGUGCAUACCGUGCAUUAGCUGAAAGAUAUGAUCAUGCAACUGGGGUGCUUCGCCAGGCCCAUCGGACAAUGGCUGAAGCAUUUCCUAACCAAGUCCCUCUGAUGUUUGGUGAUGAUUCACCUGCAGGUCCUUUGAUCAUGGAGGAUCCUGUUACACCUGAGAUGCCAGCCCUGAUACGUGCUUCAUUUGACCCUGAUGAGCUUCCAAAGGAUGCUUUGGGACUUUCUCCAUCUCAUUUACAUACUGUUAAAAGGAAUGGAGCCUUUACCGAUGAACAUGAUUCCGUAACUACCAGAAAGGGUUUGAAACAGCUAAAUGAUUUGUUUGGCUCUGGAGAUGGGAAGGCAAGGAAAGGCCUCAAGUUUCAUGAUGCAGAGGAGACGGGAAGAAAUGUAAAAAGCAAUUGGAGUCCCAAUAUCCAAGCUCAAGUUCUUUCUGAUUCUGAACAAGUUGGCAAAGCUGAGACAGAAAUCAUAGCUUUAAAGGAUGCACUAGCUAAGUUAGAAGCUGAAAAGGAAGCUAGUCUACUUCAGUAUCAGCAAAGUUUGGAGAGGUUGUCUAAUUUAGAGUCAGAAGUGUCUCAUGCACAAGAGGAAUCUGUGGGGCUAAAUGAACGAGCCAGGAAAGCUGAAGCUGAAGUUCAAACUUUAAAAGAAGCACUCACCAAACUUGAGGCUGAAAGGGAGGCUAGUCUUCUUCAAUACCAACAGUGUAUGGAAAAAAUAACUCACUUGGAGAACAGUAUCUCUAAUGCCCAGAAGGAUAUUGGAGAACUUAAUGAACGAGCAAGUAAAGCUGAAACUGAAAAUCAAGCUCUAAAGGAAGACCUUGUUGAAGUAGAGACUGAGAAGGAAGCUGCUCUUAUUCAAUGUGAAAAAUGCUUGGAGAUGAUAUCUGACUUGAAUGAAAAACUACGACAUGCUGAGGAAGAUGCCAGGAGGACUGAGGUGCAAGCAGAAAAAGCUGAAGAGGACGUGGAAAUCCUCAAGCAAGCACUUUCUAGACUGACUGAGGAGAAGGAUGCAUCUGCUCUUCAGUACCAGCUGUGUAUGGAGACAAUUGCUAAUCUGGAGCAUAAUCUUGCUAGUGCCCAAGAGGAGGUUGAAAGGCUUACCCAUGACAUAGAAGAUGGGCUUGUGAAAUUAAAUGAUGCUGAAGGAAGGUGUCUCGUGUUGGAAACAUCAAAUCAAAGUCUGCAUUCUGAGUUAGAAUCUUUGGUGCAAAAAAUGGGAAGUCAAAGUCAAGAACUUACAGAGAAACAGAAAGAAUUGGGGAGACUUUGGACUUGCAUACAAGAAGAGCGCUUGCGCUUUGUGGAGGCUGAGACUGCCUUCCAAACUUUGCAGCAUCUGCACUCUCAGUCUCAGGAAGAACUAAGAUCUCUGGCUACAGAGCUUCAGAACAGAGCUCAAAUUCUGAAGGACAUGGAAACUCAUAAUCGGGAUUUACAUGAUGAAGUCCAGAAAGUAAAGGAAGAAAACAAGGACUUGAAUGAACUAAAUUUGUCGUCAGCUAUGUCAAUUAAAAAUUUGCAAGAUGAGAUUUUAAGUUUGAAGAAGACAAUAGGUAAGCUUGAAGCUGAAGUUGAACUUAGAGUGGACCAAAGAAAUGCCCUGCAGCAAGAAAUUUAUUGUCUGAGAGAGGAGCUGAAUGAACUUAGCAAGCAAAAUAAAGCCAUGACGGACCAGGUGGAAUCAGUUGGCUUGGAUCCAGACUGCUUUGGGUCAUCUGUGAAGGAAUUGCAGGAUGAGAACUUAAACCUCAAAGAAUCCACCGAGAAAGAGAGGAGUGAAAAGGCAGAACUUGUGGAGAAGUUGGAGCUCAUGCAAAAGCUCGUUGAGAAAAAUGCUCUUCUUGAGAAUUCCAUCUCAGAUCUUAAUGAUGAGUUGGAAGGAAUCAGACAGAGGGUGAAGGAAUUAGAAGAAUCUUGUCAGUCUCUCAUGGGAGAGAAAUCCAAUCUUACUGCUGAGAAGAACACACUUACUUGUCAGUUACAGAUUGCAAACGAAAAUUUGGAGAAACUCUCUGAGAAGAAAGAUUUUCUGGAGAAUUCCCUUUUCGAUGCCAAUGCUGAACUUGAAGGAGUAAGGGUAAAACUGAAGAGCCUAGAAGAUUUUUGCUUAUUACUUGAUAACAAGAAUUCUGACUUGACAACUGAAAGAGAAAGCUUACUCUCCCAGUUAGAGAUCACCAGGAAAAGCUUGGAAGAUCUGGAAAAAGAAUAUGGAGAACUAGAAGGGAAGUAUUUAGCAUUAGAUAAAGAGAAAGAGUCGGCAUAUCAGAAAAUGGAAGAGCUAGGAGUUUCAUUAGAUGCUAAGAACCAAGAAUAUGCUAGUUUCACUCAAUUAAGUGAAACCCAGAUGGUUGACAUGGAACAGCGGAUCUGCUUGUUACAGGAAGAUAGUCAGUGCAGGAAGAAAGAAUAUGAGAAAGAGCUGGACAAAUCUUUGAAUGCAAAAAUUGAGAUUUUCAUCUUUCAGAAAUGUGUAAAAGAUUUGGAGGAAAAGAAUUUCUCUCUGUUUGCUGAGUGUCAGAGAUUUGUGGAGGCAUCUAAAUUGUCAGGGAAACUGAUCUCUGAUCUGGAAUGUGAAAAUCAUCAAUACAAGUUGGAGAUGAAAUCUCUAGUUGAUCGAAUUCAACUAUUAAGGAUGGGGCUUCAUAAAGUAUUCAACACACUUAAAAUUGAUGCAGAACUUGGGUAUGAAGAUAAGUUGGAGCAUGACCAAACUAUUAUGCAUCAUAUAUUGAGCAGGUUUCAAGAGUUGCAAAAUUCACUUUCAAAGAUUCAGGAUGAAAACCACCAGGCAGUCAUUGAGACUUCUGUUCUUGUUGCAUUGCUUAGGCAAUUGAAAAUAGAAGCAGAAGAUCUUGCAUCAGAGAAAAACAUUGUUGCUAAGGAAUUCAAUAUCCAGAGUAAGCAAAUCAUAUCUUUGCAGAGUGAGAUACAGAAACUUAUGCAGAUAAAUGAAGAAUUGAGGUUGAAAGUCGCUGAAGGAGACUGCAAAGAAGAAGCUUUGAAGACUGAAAUAGAGCAUUUCCGCGGGCAACUAUCGCAUUUGGGAGGCAUAUGCAAUAAUUUACAGGAAGAGAAUUGCAAGAUGAUUGAUCAGAAAAGUUCCUUGAUGAAUUCUGUCGUAAUGUUGGAGGAAGAGAAACGUAAUCUGGAAGAGGAAAACUUUCUAAUAUUCUCUGAAACUGUAUGUCAAAGCAGUGUUUCUCUCAUAUUCAAGGAUAUUUUAGCUGAAAAGCUUGUGGAAAUGCAAGAGCUCAGUGAAAAUCUGGUCAAACUUCACUCCAUCAAUGAUGGGCUUGGGGAGAAGGUAAGAAUGAUGGAGAGGGAGUUAGAAGACAUACAGAUGGAAAGUUCAAAGCUCAAAGAAUCACUGGAAAUUUCAAAUCAUGAGUUGUUUUCAGUAGGAUCUGUACGUGAUAAAUUAACUUGUGAAAUUUUAAACGGAAAGGAUCUCUUAUCCCAGAAGGAAAAGGAGCUCUUGGAAGCAGAACAGAAGCUGGCUGCUGCAGAGAAUGAUAGAACUGAACUAUAUGAGCUAGUGGAGGCUCUGAAGUUUAAAUACAAUAAAAUCACAGGGAUAGAAGAAGAUCAAAAGAGACAGAUUUCGAAGCUAUCUGGAGACUGCAAUCAUCAGAUUAAGGAAGCUGAACGUUUGCGGGAAGCAAAUGGGAAGUUGAACACAGAGUUGUCAAAACUGCAGUUCGAACUUAAAGAAAUCAAACAUGAGGUGGAAAGGCUGAGAGAUGAGCUGCUUAAAGAAAGAACAGAGUUGGAGUUAUGGGAGACUGAAGCUGCUGCUUUCUUUGGUGAACUGCAGAUAUCCAUUGUUCAUGAAGCAUUGCUUGAAGGAAAGACUAGUGAACUCAACAAAGCUUGUAAGAUGUUUGAAGAUAAAAGCAUGUCCAAAGAUAUAGAGAUUGAUAAACUGAGUGGAAAAGUUAGCACCUUGGAAGGUGAAAAUAAAGGAUUAAAAACAAAGUUAGCUACAUAUGCCCCAGCAAUUAUUUUUUUGAAGGACAGCAUCUCUUCUCUGGAGAACCAUGCUCUCUUGCAUGCGCAUCUUUAUAAACCUGAAGGAGAAGUAGAAAAGGAUGCUAAUUUGGGUAACCUGCAUGCUGAAAGCUGUGAACAAAAGAGCGAAGAUCAAAAUUCCAUGGUGCCAGAUGGAUUUUCAGACUUGCAGGAUUUGCAUAUGAGAAUAAAAGCUAUUGAAGAUGCACUAGUGGAAGUGGAAAGGGUUGAAAUGGAGGAAAACUUAAAUGCAAAUUCCAAACUAGAAGCUGCAAUGAGACAGAUUGAAGAGUUAAAGUAUGGAAGCAACUUGCAGAAAGUAUACGUUCAACCAAGGAACCAACAGGAAGAAGAAAUUGUGGUUGAUAAUGAUUUCAAUUUGCAGAAACAGAAAGUUGAAAUCCCUGAUGAGGGUAAUGAGGUGACAACAAAAGAUAUCAUGCUGGAUCAAAUAUCGGAAAGUUCUUCUUAUGGGAUAAGCAGGAGAGAAACUGUGGAGAUCGAUAAUCAGAUGCUUGAAAUGUGGGAAACCACUGGGCAGUCAAGCAGCAUUGACCUGAAAGUUCAGAAGUCUCAAAUUGAAACAUCUAAGGAACAAAAGAGAAAAAAACCCUCCCGAGAAUCAUUGGUAGAGAAGGAGUUGGGUAUUGACAAAUUGGAGAUAUCUAAGAGAUUUUCAGGGCUUCAUCAAGAAGGAAGCAAGAGAAAAAUUCUUGAAAGACUUGAUUCUGAUGCACAAAAGUUGACAAACCUGCAAAUCACACUACAAGAUUUAAAGAGGAAAGUAGAGAUGAGUGAGAAGGGAAAAAAUGAAUAUGAUUCUGCUAAGUCUCAGCUUGAAGAAUCUGAAGAGAUGAUCAGGAAGUUAUUUGAUGGGAACCGCAAACUGAUGAUGAAUCUUGAAGAUGGUUCCUUGUCAUGGGAUACCAAAUCUGGUGAGUUAGACGAAAAUAUGAAUAUGAAACGACGAAAAAUAUUAGAACAGGCACGAAGAGGUUCUGAAAAAAUUGGACGUUUGCAAAUGGAGGUUCAGAAAAUACAGUUUCUUUUGCUAAAACUUGAUGAUGAAAAGGAAAGCCGAGCAAAAACAAGAAUCCCAGAAAGGAAAACCAGAGUGCUUCUGCGGGAUUAUCUCUAUGGUGGGCUAAGAAGUAACCAAAAACGAAAGAAGAAACCAUUUUGUGCAUGUGUGCAACCUCCAACAAAGGGAGAUUGAGGCCUUUAUCAUUAUAAUUACUCAGUGUUGUUUGCAAAGUUUCCUAUUUAAUUAGGAUUGUUUUAGACGUCCAUGUUUUUACUUUUAGACAAUUUGGUCUUCUUUAGUUUAGAGAUCUUGCUGUAAAUUUCAGGUCCCGUCUAAUGAAGAGAAGCUGCUUUUUGGAGCUUCUUUCUUUUAUUU